Messenger RNA from Penicillium daleae, 1494 nucleotides. Its product is annotated as ADP-ribosylation factor GTPase-activating protein. Gene Ontology annotation, molecular function: GTPase activator activity. Gene Ontology annotation, biological process: COPI coating of Golgi vesicle. Bases 1 to 1494 code for a protein of 497 amino acids. Lineage: Eukaryota; Fungi; Ascomycota; Eurotiomycetes; Eurotiales; Aspergillaceae. The transcript is spliced from 4 exons. The record is from RefSeq and is a predicted model, not a curated record.
AUGAGUGCCUCCAAGGCGCAGUCUCAAAAAAUCUUUGAGAAGCUGAAGCUCAAGCCCGCAAACAAGCUAUGCUUUGACUGUGGCUCCAAGAACCCGACUUGGUCGUCAGUCCCCUUCGGUAUCUACCUGUGCCUCGAUUGCUCAGCCCAUCACCGUAACCUUGGUGUCCACAUCUCCUUUGUUCGAUCCACAAACCUCGACCAGUGGCAAUGGGAGCAGCUGCGAGUGAUGAAAGUUGGUGGAAAUGAGUCGGCGACCAAGUACUUCCAGACUCAUGGAGGAUCAGCUGCGUUGGCGAGCAAGGACCCCAAGACCAAGUACACAUCCAAUGCAGCUGUCAAGUACAAGGAUGAACUGAAGCGACGCGCUGCGGCGGAUGAGCAACAGUACCCCGGUGAGGUUGUCAUUACGGAUAUUCCUGCUGGUACUCCAUCAGAUGGCUCCGGUACCCCUGCAGGCGACCAAGAUGACGAUUUCUUCUCGUCGUGGGACAAGCCCUCCAUCAAGCGUCCGAGUAACCCCCCUUCCCGCACUGGAACCCCACCUGUCGUGAGCCGCAAUGGCUCACCCUUCCUGAACGCCGGCGCGGGCGCCAAUGGCCCUCGCUCGAAAUCCCCCCUGUCUGCAUCCGAUGAGAAGUCCUCUUCUCCUGCCCCGACUGCCAUUCGCGCAAAUGCCGCUGCCCGCAAGACUACCACGACCAGUGCCGCGAAGAAGGGCAGUAUCCUCGGAGCCAAGAAGGCGCCCAAGCUUGGAGCCAAGAAGGUUGUUGCCAGUGAUAUUGAUUUCGAUGAGAUGGAGCGCAAGGCCAAGGAGGAGGCAGAGCGCAUUGAGAAACUGGGGUACGACCCCGAAGCUGAGCAGGCCGAAGCCAAGGCCGCAGCUUCCACCCCGGCGAUCACCUCUCCCACCCCUAUCAGCCCCAGCCGAGCUGGAUUUGGCGCUACUGGCAAGACUCAUGAGCGCAGCUCAAGCGAUGUUGAGCGACUGGGUAUGGGUAUGAACAAGCUUGGCUUUGGUCAGGUCUCGAAGCCUGCGGCCCCGAAGAAGCUUGGCUUUGGUGCCGUGGGCCCCGCCAAGUCCAAUGUGGAUGGUAUGUAUCAAGACCCAAGCCAAAACCAGAACAUAAUAUUAAUGACCCCGAUAGAUGAAGAACUUGUCCAGACGAGGACUCGCUUCGGUACCCAGAAGGGUAUCUCUUCGGAUGAGUUCUUUGGCCGUGAUCGCUUCGACCCCAACGCCCAGGCGGAAGCCAAGCAGAGACUCUCUGAAUUCGACAGUGCCACUUCUAUCUCCAGCAAUGCCUACUUCGGCCGGCCCGAGGACGACCUUCCUGCAAUUGAUGAUGGUUACGGAGAUCUGGAGAAUGCGGCCAAGGACUUUGUCCGACGCUUCGGUAUCACCGCCGGUGAUGACCUCGAGAACCUUUCCCAUCUCGUUGGCGAGGGUGCCACGAAGCUUCAAGGUGCUAUCCGCAACUACUUGAACAGCUAA